Callorhinchus milii (elephant shark) is the source of this 1565-nucleotide messenger RNA. It is a transcript of the gene raly, whose product is annotated as RALY heterogeneous nuclear ribonucleoprotein. The transcript has 9 exons. The record is from RefSeq and is a predicted model, not a curated record. Gene Ontology annotation, molecular function: RNA binding. Gene Ontology annotation, cellular component: nucleus. Bases 101 to 931 code for a protein of 276 amino acids. NCBI's taxonomy places the organism in Eukaryota, Metazoa, Chordata, Chondrichthyes, Chimaeriformes, Callorhinchidae.
CUCUCUCUCUCCAUCUCUCCCUCUCACACUCCCCCUCUCCCUCUUCUGCUGUUUCUAAACCGCUGCAGUUUCUCUGCGGCUCUCUGUUCGGGCCGUGGACAUGUCGGUCAAGCUUCAGACUAGCAACGUCACCAAUAAGAGCGACCCGCGCUCCAUCAACUCCCGAGUCUUCAUUGGCAACCUCAACACCGCCGUGGUCAAGAAGUCCGACGUGGAGACCAUCUUUGGCAAAUACGGCAAGAUCGUGGGCUGCUCGGUGCACAAGGGCUACGCCUUCGUCCAGUACACCAACGAGAGGACAGCACGUGUGGCCGUGGCGGGGGAGAACCGGCGCGUGCUUGCCGGACAGACCCUUGAUAUUAACAUGGCCGGGGAGCCCAAACCCAAGCGGUUGAAGCGAGUGACCUCCACACUGCUCAGUGACUACGAUUUUGAUUAUGAAUAUUACAGGGACAACGUCUUUGAGAGGAUGACGGAUUUCCCGGCCAGACCGGCCCUGAUCCCGAGGGUGAUCCCAGUCAAGCGAGCUCGCGUUGUCAUCCCGGUGCUGAGGAGGGGGAAGGUUGGUGUUCCCGCCAAGCUAACGGCGCGCUCCACCAUCGCCAGCAAAACAGCCGCCAAACUAAAGUUGAAGUCAAACGAACUACAGCGGAUCAAGCUGGAGCUGAUCCAGAUCAAAUCGAACAUCGACUCCUUGCUGGGGCGGCUGGAGCAGAUCUCAGAGGAGAAAGAGCACGCGGACACCAAGAGGAAAGCGGAGGAGAACAGGAAAGAUUUCCCGCAGGAAGACUCGCCUUCAGAGUCUGCAGACAUUCCUACCGAGGAUCCCUCCGAAGCCGAUGGGGAGGAGCUGGCAGAGGAGACGGAGGAUAACGAAGACUGUGAAAUGGAGAACAGCCACAGUGCAGCAGCCAACACUACUACACAUUAAAGGGUGAGCAGCAGUGAACAGCCUGGCAGGAUGGACGGAGAAACCGUAUGAAACCACCAAGGAGAUGAGCAAGCGGGGGCCAGAAAGGGAGCGGGUUAUACGGCUCGUUUGCAACACUGCUAUUGGUCGGGGAGGGGGCGGAGGGGUUAGAGGGUGAGGAGGGAGGGCAAUCUCUCAGGCCCCGAGAUGUGGAGAAAGCAGUGAUGCUCUGGGAGGGAAAACCACUUGCUUGUCAAUCGCAGUUCAGUCUAUCUUCAUCAUUCCCCGAGGACUGUAUUUGGGAAAAUUCAGAUUUUUUAAAAAUAAAAUCUCCCCCCACCUCUCCCCCUCCGAGAGCGGGAGGCUUUUCUCCUCUGCCAUCAUCUUCCCAUAUCUCCACCUGUGUCACAUUUGUCUCCUCACCACAACCCCUCAGUGGUCCCAUUAUCUCAACACUCACUCUCAUUUCUCUCUGGGAUAAUAAUUUAUGGUCGCUCAGGGCUGACGGUGGGAGGGGAAUGGAGGGGUGUUUGGGGAGAUGGGGAGAGGAAGGACUGAAUUGUAAACCAUAGUUUAUUUUUUUAAGUUAGCAGGAAACUCCCUUUAUUUCUAUGACAUUUUUCAGUAUGAAAUAAAAAGUAAAUUAGAAAUGAAA